Messenger RNA from Fopius arisanus, 3723 nucleotides. RefSeq names its product DnaJ domain-containing protein (gene jdp). Lineage: Eukaryota; Metazoa; Arthropoda; Insecta; Hymenoptera; Braconidae. The record is from RefSeq and is a predicted model, not a curated record. Gene Ontology annotation, cellular component: cytoplasm. The transcript has 4 exons. Bases 550 to 1074 code for a protein of 174 amino acids.
UCUACAGUAUGUUUUAUUAUUUCUAAAAAGUAUCCCGACGAUAACAAGUGACCGAGUUCUCCAGGUCCCAAGGUCUCCACGACCGCAAGUGAAAGUCACGUGUCAUCAGUAAUCUCCACAUACCAGAAGUAAAAUAUUCGGUGAAAAUCUCCAAGACAAUAGUGGAAAAAAACCAUCGCAGCCUCCCCUUCAUUACUCUCAUGACGUAGUGAAUGUGUAUGAAGACUUGGUACUGCGCAACUACAGGAUUUAACGACUGACCAGGAGUGCGCGAGCGCGGGACCACGGAUUUCCCGGGGAAUAGGGACUUUCCGGGCCUCGGAGCGGCUUUUUGUCAUCAUUCCCGUCAACACUACCGACUUAUACGUGCGCUCCGGCAACAGGUGAAAAACAAUCGUGAUUAUCAACGUAAUUAACUGAAAUAAUUUUGACAAUUUUCAACUUGGAGGAGCCAACAAGUGGUCAAUACAAAAAUACCAGUACUCAAUUGCAGUUCAAUUUACAAAUUACUGCUCUUGAUAUUUUUUUAUCUCGAGGUUUACAACUAAAAUGAGUGUUGAGGAUGCUAUUAACUAUAAGCGGAGCGGCGAUGAGGACUUUUAUGCCCUCCUGGGGUGCGACGAGUCCUCCAGUGUUGAGCAAAUAACGGCUGAGUACAAAACGUUGGCGCUCCAGUACCAUCCGGACAAGAACGAGGGUAACAAGGAGGCAGAGGCCAAAUUUCAGCAGCUCAAGAACGCUAAGGAGAUACUCUGUGACCCGGAGAAGAGGAGUAACUACGAUAAAUGGCGACGCAGUGGGGUUGCUAUAAGUUACAAGCAGUGGGUCAGCAUGAAUGAGCAUGUACAUCAGUCGAUGCACUGGAGCACCCCAAAGACCAAGGACAGGAUGCUACCAGAUGCAAGUGGUCCAGGUGGAUCUCCAGGUCACGUGAGAGGACAGCCAUCGGCGAAUGCACACCGACGUGCCUCAGAAGGUGGUGCCAACAUCCAUUAUGGUGCACGUCGUGAUGUCAAUUGGGAUUCGCAGGCGUCCAGCGAGGUUGUCAACAAAUUUCGCAACUACGAGAUCUAAAAGACGCAUUUGACGGUUUGAUUCACAAUCAGGCGAGUUGGUCCCCUCUAUUUUCCUCGAAAAAUUCAAAGCCCACGUAAAUGACCGCUCGUGACGGGAUAGAAGCAAUUCGAUAUAUGAGGAAAUUCAUUUCAUUGAUGCAUUACCCCGAGAAGAUGGAAAAAUACAUAAUCACUUUCUUGGAUGUCGAAUUAAGGAGAUUAACGUGAUGUUUAAGCUGGGGUUUAACAGAGUUAGUAGGACGGUGUGUACUCGUUGUAUUAUUAAAAAGUUUAAAGAAAGUUAUAUGAAUAUAUCACGAUAUUUAUCUGUAAAUCGAGUGAAGCAGGCGUAAUCUCUAGGAAGAGCGCAUGGAGGGCUACAUUGAAUAUUUUUCCAGGGGUGUCUUGUUAUCGUGCAUGUGGCCCCAUUAUUUUUUUUUCUCCUCGGUUGAGGAAAAUACCGUCUCUUCGAGAUGGUUGACUCGAAGGAGGAGAAAAUGUCCUGAGGCUAUAAUCCAAUCCCAAUGGCUACGGCCUCUCAGCUUUUUCAAUAUUCAUCCGGUGGUUUCGUUCUGUUUCCAUUCGCUAGUGAAUCUUUUAAAAACCCGGGGACCUACCCUUUUUGGUUUUGAGAUCCUUUCUUUUCGUUUGUCAAUGAUAACCAUUGGUGAUCGGUUUUAAUCUUUCCGGUUGAGUUCUGCUCUUGCAAUUUUUAGUAUUCAAUCGUCCGGAGUGGCUUUUAGAAUUUUUUGUGGAAUUGUUUGAAAAAUAUCACGUUCUUUCCAUUUCCAUUCGGUUGUCAAUAUUUUCGAAUCCUAGAGAAUCACCUUUAUUAAUUAAUUUAAUUAAUUAAUAUUCCGAGUAAAACCUGAGUUUUAAUUAUCGUCAUGAAAAUCGAACAUUAAAUUCGAUCUGACUUCCAAUAACUUGGGAAUAAAAAAUAAUAAUCACCAGAAUUCUUUACGAUUUUCUCUUCCUUCCGUCAGACAGACUCGGACAUAAUUUCAUAAUUUCUCAUUUUUUAAUAAAAUUAUGAGUAAGAAAAAUUCCAAUUUGAAUAUCGAGGGUUGUUCCAUUGGAAUUCUAAAAGAAAUUGUUUAAUAGUGUAGACUCUUGAGGGGGAUUUGACUCCCAAUUAAAGAGAUUCUUCCAACUCGAAAUAACGAGCGGAUUUCUUAGGUAUGACCUGGUCUCCUGGGUGUCCGGAGACAGCCUACUUACCCCAUGAAAAUAUUCAAUAUAUCUCCCCCCAUAUACGUCGUAUUGAAACGCAUCCUAUUGUCGUAUUCCAUUCGGGGCCACCUGGUAAUACCUCUUUUCCCACUGUGAAACUUUGUCGAUAGAAACUCCUCGCCGGUUGAGGGGUUCCAUGCACAUCCCACCUGAAUGGAGACAUUUACAUGUACACGGAUGAUAUGUACACAAACAAAGACAAUUGUCUACCCCCAGGAAGUGAUGCCAAGCGGUAAAAGCGCCAAUAAAAGAAAAUGCUGGCUUUAAAAGAAAUGAAAAAAACAUUUCCCUUUGGAUUCACCCAUUUUAUCAUUUUCCUCGGCUAUUUUGGCACGCGUUCCCAUGAUCACUAACACUGAAAAAAAUUGUCCCUUUCAUAUACAAUAGAUUCCUGUUAUAGUCGCGUCCAUGGCUGUGGGGAAAUGAAUUGCACUGAGAGAAAAAUUUUCUUUUCGCACUCGUUACGAAAUGUACUAUUUUCAGUGUACCCCUAUCACGUGGUGACUCGCUUUAAUCGUAAAAUGAACUUUUGCAUAAUAAAUUCGAAUACGAUAUAAAUGAUUUAUUUUUCGACUGUAUUCUGCUCGGAAUUAAAUUCGUGACCGAUGCGACUAUAAUGGGAUUCUGCUGUACCUACUUGGGAGAAGUAUUUAGUCGUUCAAUUUUCAUCAUAUUAAUUAUUAUCGUUACUCUCGUGAUGCUCUAAAUAAUUGAUUUUUCAGGGUUGCACGUUUUUUCAGUUUCAUUGAUAAAUAUCAUUGCUCUAGAACUUUUAAUAGCACUGUUUUUUUUUAUUUAUUUACAUUGGGAAAUGAAUGAAAAUCAAACAAAUUUAUGUAACAAAUUUUUCUAAGUGUAAUGCUAUCGUCAAUGUUGCAAUUAUUUCUGUAAUGUUUCGCAUUUUUUCUGAGAACCCAGAAAGUGCAUUGAGUCAAUUACCAAGUGAUUAAUUUGCAGCAUUUUUUAUAAUUACAAAAUGAUAAUUUAAAAAAUAUACAAUCUACGAAAUUACGAACAGUUCUGAGUAUUUGGCGAAUUUAGUGUCAAUAUUUAUUUUAAAAUACUCGAGUGACAAAACCAGAGACAUUAACUGGAACAUUGAUGAUAGCAAACUGUCAAUUGCACUGGUCUUCCUGAUAUAAACCCAUAUCCCAAGGAAAUGAAACAAUUUAAGUCGGGAUAGCUGAAGUCAGAUUGCCAGUGUCGAUUUUACCUCGAGAUUGAAUCGUCCAAAAGGGUAUUUCCAUGGAAAUGCUUCAACUCUCAUUGAAUAGUGAAUAUAACAUAUCCCUGUGUGAAGAGAAUUUCAUGAAUACCCGAGAAUAAAGGAGACAGAAUAAAAAUCCUCAAGCGCAUUAUUACAGCUCGAUGAAUUCAAUUAAUUUCCCAUGGGAUUCAGCUCAUAUCACAAAUGAACUUUCAAGUAAAAAAAAAA